AUGGAGUCCGUGAAUUGGAAACGGAUGAAAUACGUGCGGGAGAUCGGGUUCCAAGCUCCAUUCCAUCACCGAAGGACAAGCCGUUGUAUCCACUUUAACGACGGUGCGGACGGGCUUGUUUCUGUUGCGUCUAGCGGAAGUGAUUCCGAUGCCGUCAGUCUACCCCUUUAUAUUGAGGUCCUACCGCGUUGGGAGCUAGGUACCUGUCUCCCAAUAGAUUUCCUAGAAGAUUCUGGGCUUCAGAAUCAAAAGGAUAUCGAGAAUAUCAGCCUGGUUACCGAUGGAAGCUGCGGAGACACCGUCCAGAAACAAUACUUUUUUGAUCUUGUUCGAUUUGAGAACCUAAAAUAUCUCGAGUGGAAGGGCCUCCAGCGAUACGAUGAUUUUGAAGCCAUCCGAAAAUUAAUGGAAACCCGUGGCGAACAGAUACAAAGACUCGUUCUGGAUCUUGUUCAUUGGGAAAAUGCCAGGCGAACCUGGGAAAGUACCUUCCGCCAAUGGAACAGAGGCAACCAGCAUCCUCGGUAUUGUGCCUGGUAUCAAAGCCAAACCCAUGAUGUGUCUCACGUCUCUGUCGUUAUCUAG
This is a messenger RNA of Penicillium samsonianum, 585 nucleotides long. RefSeq lists its product as uncharacterized. NCBI's taxonomy places the organism in Eukaryota, Fungi, Ascomycota, Eurotiomycetes, Eurotiales, Aspergillaceae. The coding region runs from base 1 to 585 and encodes 194 amino acids. The transcript is spliced from 2 exons. The record is from RefSeq and is a predicted model, not a curated record.